Molecule: messenger RNA, 1731 nt
Organism: Penicillium canariense
Lineage: Eukaryota; Fungi; Ascomycota; Eurotiomycetes; Eurotiales; Aspergillaceae
Product: NAD-dependent malic enzyme
Exons: 8
Coding region: 1-1731 (576 amino acids)
Biological process (GO): malate metabolic process; pyruvate metabolic process
Cellular component (GO): mitochondrion
Molecular function (GO): malate dehydrogenase (decarboxylating) (NAD+) activity; NAD binding
Source: RefSeq, a predicted model, not a curated record
AUGUCCGCUCUGAAAAGGUAUUCCAGGUUCAAGCAUUUGCCCCGCGCAGUAUCGGGUCCCCUAAAGUGUCCAUUCGAGGGCGCACUCCUUCUCCAGUCCUCCGAGUUCAACAAGGGUUCUGCCUUCCCCGAAAAUGAGCGUGCGGCGUUCAAGCUGCAUGGAUUGCUACCACCCAACAUCCAGACACUCGAUGAGCAGGUUCAGCGUGCCUACCAGCAGUACAUCAGUCGCGACGAUGACCUGGCCAAAAACACGUUCAUGGCGAGUAUGAAGGCACAGAAUGAGGUUUUGUAUUAUAAGCUCCUGCAAACCCACUUGAAGGAGAUGUUCAGCGUCAUCUACACCCCAACCGAGGGGGAUGCCAUCCAGAACUACUCGCGGCUCUUCCGAAAGCCUGAAGGGUGCUUUCUGAACAUUCGAGAUCAAGAUUCACUUGAGGAAUGUAUGUCUAACUUCGGUACUGCCGAGGAUAUUGACUACAUCGUUGUCAGUGACGGGGAAGAGAUUCUGGGUAUCGGCGACCAGGGCGUUGGUGCCAUUCUCAUAUCUGUGGCCAAGCUAGUGAUCACCACUCUCUGCGCUGGAAUCCACCCAUCUCGUCAGCUACCGGUGGUACUAGAUUGUGGGACAAACAAUGAGGAUCUGCUCAAGGAUGAUCUUUACUUGGGUCUGCGGCAGCAUCGUGUCCGAGGCAAAGAAUACGACGAGUUCGUGGAUAAGUUUGUUCAAGUUGCCCGGAAGCGCUUUCCAAAGGCCUACAUUCAUUUCGAGGACUUCGGACUGCACAAUGCCAAAAGAAUCCUGGACAAAUAUCAAUCCCAGAUUCCCUGCUUCAAUGAUGAUAUCCAGGGCACUGGGUGCGUCACCUUAGCGGCGAUGAUGGCAGCUCUGCAUGUCACUCAGGCGAAAAUUGACGACGUCCGCGUGGUAGUCUUUGGUUCAGGAACUGCUGGUACUGGCAUCGCCGACCAAAUUGCGGACACCAUUGCAACCGAGACAUCAAAAUCCAAGGCCGAGGCGGCAAAGCAGAUAUGGUGUAUUGACAAGCCGGGUCUUCUUCUCAAGUCCCACGGAGAUAAACUGACUCCAGCCCAAGUUCCCUUCGCCAGGGAUGAUGAGGAAUGGCCAACAAACAAACAGCACGACCUGCUCUCUGUCAUUCAGCAAGUCAAGCCUCAUGUUCUGAUCGGAACUUCGACCAAGCCCAAGGCUUUCACAGAGGAGAUCAUUCGGGAAAUGGCUCAACAUGUGGAGCGCCCCAUCGUCUUCCCGCUGAGCAACCCAACACGCCUCCAUGAAGCUCAACCAAAGGACCUCUACGAGUGGACCGACGGGAAAGCUCUCGUUGCGACGGGGAGCCCGUUUCCACCAGUGGAGUAUGGAGGCAAGGAGUAUGAUAUCGCGGAGUGCAACAACUCAACCUGCUUCCCUGGCAUUGGACUAGGCGCAGUCCUAUCUCAAAGCCGCCAAGUAUCCAAGAAAAUGCUUGUGGCAGCUGUCCAGGCGCUGAAGGCGCGAUCUCCUGCGCUGGACGACCCCAAUCGACCCCUUCUACCUGACGUAGAGGAUGUGCGGGAAAUCAGUGUGGACAUUGCAGCUGGUGUCAUCAAGUGCGCUGUGCAGGAGGGUCUCGCUCAGCAAGAAGGGAUCCCCACGGACGAUGCCGAGUUGAGAGAGUGGAUUCGGGCGCAGAUGUGGGAGGCUGUCUACCGACCUUUGACCAAGGAGUAG